This is a messenger RNA of Durusdinium trenchii, 3171 nucleotides long. The record is from the annotation of a GenBank genome assembly. NCBI's taxonomy places the organism in Eukaryota, Dinophyceae, Suessiales, Symbiodiniaceae.
AUGGGAAAACGACCUUCCGGAGGCGGUGGUGGCAGCGCCAAGAAGACCCAGAAAGGCUCGGAAGCUGCUGCUCUCGCUGUGCCUCAGGCUACAGCAGCUACCUUUGUGAUGAACCCGUGGUUGCAAAAGCCGCUGGAUGCCUUCGAUGGUCUCUGGCGUGAACACCAAGACAUUUGUGGCAUCUUGGAGUCCCUGUUCCCAAAUGAAGCUGCUGAAUCGCAUUGGGCCAAGUUCCUGGCUGAGACGUUCCCGGACGAAGAUGAUGUGGACUAUAUUGCUCAUUACCCUGCCCAAGCUGAAAUGGUAUGCCUGCGGCCUUACCAACUCUCUUGGAAGAGGGACACGGGCAACAAGGGAUGGGUGAUGCAGGACAGCUUUAGAAACCUUUUGCAGCUGGUGCUGGCCAAAGGAUUCCUCACAGACCCAAGAACACCGGGGGUGGAAAGUCCAGUAUGCUCCCCACAUCACGAGAAGCUUGUCUUUAAGAAGCCUUACAUGCCGCAGAUUGAACCCUUUCGACUGGAUGCCAGCUCGGUCUCGUGGAUCAAAGGGUGGACACGCAGUUGCUGCCUGCAUGUGUGUGUCAAGCUGGUGGUAGACACAGGAAUCUUGGAGCCAUGGUUGGCCUUCUUGGGCGACGCCAAGAAGACGUUCUCCACUAUCCGUGCGAACUACCGUCCACUGGCUUUGCACGACGACCCCAUGGACAUGAACAGAGAGAUCACUAUGGGCUCCACACUGACGAGAACGAAGCCUAACUGUUUCGUUAAUUUGCACCAGGUGGAGAGGAAGGCCAAGUUCCACGACGCAGAUGUGACCACCCAGAUGGCCAAGUUCGCAGAAGGUCUUUCCGGCUUUCAGCUCAGUCCGGCAGAGGAGGCAGCUACCAAGAACUUGAAUUCAGAGCAGCGGACGAAGCUGGCAAAAAUUGGCACGAGCCACGGGAUGAUCAAAGGCCCAUUCAGUCAUGCAUCCAUAGGAUGCCGGGGCCUGCGCUUGGGCUUCAAACCCUCCAUGGAAAAUGAAUGGUGGAAUGAGCGGAUGGUCAACAAUUCAGAGACCCAGGACCUCAUUAUCGACCGGAUCUUCAAUGACUGGCGGCAACUACCAGUUGGGCUUCGCAAGACAUGUGACGAGAAUGCAGUGUUUGCCUUCCAAAAGAUUUGCCGAUGUUUUCAGCUGUACCUGGAUCAUUUGCAGAGCAAGAUUCCGGCGGAGUUGUUUGUCACUGAGCGGAAGAGGCUUAUGGAAGCAUUCUUCUUAGGCACGAUGGACGACCAUCUGAAAUCUGAAGCAGACUCGCAGCCAGUGCUAGAUUGCGCAAGGAUCCCAGACUUCAAAGCCAUCAUUGACCGGCUUCACUCAGAAGUGACUCUUCAAGCGGCCAAGAAGAAAGCAGAACUCCAAAAGACGCUUGAGAAUGCAACCUUCUUGAGCCUCAUUGAGGACGUCAAAUCAGAUCAAGCCAAAGUGAACGACUACAAGGAUGCUUUGGUGAGCGCGCGUGCGAACUGGAGUCAAGCGGUUUCAGCAUACAAGAGGAGCCGGCGCAACAAAGGGCUGGAGCGAACUGGUGAGUUCAUGAAGUCCCGCUUGGAUGUGGGUCAGAUGGCCGCUGAAGAGUCCAUCCAUGACAUCCCCAAGCACUACUCUGUCUUCAAAACCGUUUCUGCUCGAGAAGUUGCUGGCUUUGGGCCUGAGAACACGGAGACGCUGGUCAUUUUGGACUUCUCCUUGAUGCCGACCAUGACCACUGCAGCUGUCAUGAUCCAGAGCGCGGCUGCCAUUUGUCAGCAAUCUCCUAUGUGUGCAGCAUUGGUCCGCUACCCGAGCAAGAUCAGCACACAGCCAGAGAGCGUAUUCGUGUCUCAGACAAGAAAGAUCGAGGAUCGCCUGCUGGCAGGUGGUCUUAGCAUUGGCAGUCAGAUCAGUGCCAUCGUGGACUGCCGUGAUGCGCAUGGCAACGACAAAAGGGACGCGGUGCUGACCUUCCGGCUCUGCGUUGCGGAUGCUUUCGCUGAGGAAUCGCCAUGGAUGAAUUCUACAGUGAUGGCUCAACAUCGCAUCAUCCAAGAUGUGCAUAUGCUGCCGCCCAGGGACCUCAGGUUCAUUCCUCAGCAAAGUGCGCUGAACAGAAAAGACCACCUCAACCAAUCAGAGCGUGCUGCCCAGAUUGGACCCAAAGCCUGCAAGCAAGUCCUUGAGUCAAUGAUCUGUGGCCGUGCCGAAAGGCAGCCAAGGAACCGAAAGGUUAUCAUUGUGGACAUUCAUCCGACCUUCGGUGAUUGGACAGAUGCGACAUGGCAGAUGCAUCUCAGUCACCUUCAGGGCGCUGACCUCCCUCUUGCAGUGUACAUGGCCCGCUAUGUGUCCACCGAUGUGUCCGAGUUCCAGGGGAUGAAGGCUCGAACGCAACAGGCAUUGAUGGAAUCCUGGUGGAACACCCACGCUGAUGCAGGACCUGAGGAUCCAGUGAACUGCAUGGAGGCAUCAGUGUCAAAGCCCGAGUUUUCCCUCCUUUGCUUCAGCACUGACGGUAAGGUGUCUAUGCCAGAGCUCAUCUUGGAGCGGUUUGAGGAAAGCUCGGAGUUCUAUGGCCAGUGGAAGAGCAACGUCGAGGCGCUGCAGGCAAACAUUGACGAAUUGAACAAGUUGAAUACCCAUGCUACGGAUGGGAGCUGUGUGCCCCACAGCAGCAGUGGCAAUGUGAAUUUGACGGGGCCAGAUAUGAAUGGAGGUGCUGUCACUUCAUGGGAAGGACAACUCGGCCUCGAGGAAGUGGCUGCCAGCAGCUUCAACUUUGACGAUGCGGCCUACAAGAUCCGAGCAACGUCCAAUGCACCGAGCAUUUUGAUCACGAAAGAUCGGUCUAUCUACAUUCACAUGGAGAAGGCUUCGCAUGGCGACGGGCCAUGGACAUUUGGGCCCGGUGAGCUGUUUGGAUUCAACACCGGGACACUGAUCCAGGACGACACCGAAGUCUUGAAAAGCUCACCCAAGUCGAUCAUGUGGCACAUCAAAUCCGACAUUGCCACCCCACUGGCCAUGCACAAGAAGCUGACUACCGUUUCGCAGUUGGUGUUUGAAGCUUUUGAGAAGAACGUUCCUGAGCUCAAGGUUGACCAGCAUGUGUGCAUGCCUAUCACUGUCACGCGCGAGGCUUGGUACUAA